ACCUGGAGGGCACAAAGUGGAGACACGUUGGUCUUUGUGUAUCUUGAACUCUGCACGUCACUCAGGCCUGAAGGAUUAGCAUUUGCACCUUUUCUUUGACACACUGCUUGGAUUCAUUCAGUGGACUACGCUUCAGUCUAUUUAAGCUGUCAUCCACCUAUGCACGGGAGUGUCUCAAUUUUCUAGCUGUUUAUUUCUACCUUGGUGCUGAUAGUAAAAGAUGAGACCUAAAGGUACGAGCCUGCUGCUACUGCUAUUGCUCGCCCAGAGGGCCGUUUCCAUGGGGACGCAUCCAAACGCCACAGGUUGGCAGCAGAUUCUAGACAAGUACCUGGAUGAGGAUGGCGACUGGUGGCAGGCCAAGCAAAGGGGGAGGAGGGCCAUCACGGACACCGACGCCCAGCUCAUAUUGGACCUUCACAAUAAGCUCCGAGGCCAGGUGUACCCCCCGGCCUCCAACAUGGAGUACAUGCAAUGGGACACUGAGUUGGAGCGCACGGCAGAAGAGUGGGCCGAGACCUGUCUGUGGGAGCACGGCCCUGCAAGCUUACUGCCCCAGAUCGGACAAAAUCUGGGAGCUCACUGGGGGAGGUAUCGACCCCCCACCUUCCAUGUACAAGCCUGGUAUGAUGAAGUGAAAGACUACUCCUACCCCUACCCUCAGGAGUGUAACCCCUAUUGCCCGUUACGAUGCUCUGGCCCAGUUUGCACACAUUACACCCAGUUGGUGUGGGCCACCAGCAGCCGGGUUGGCUGUGCGGUCAACAUGUGCUACAAUAUGAACGUAUGGGGACAGAUUUGGGCCAAAGCCGUGUAUCUGGUGUGCAACUAUUCGCCAAAGGGAAACUGGUUGGGUUAUGCACCGUACAAACACGGGACCCCCUGUUCCGCAUGCCCUCCCAGCUAUGGAGGCGGCUGCAGAGACAAUCUCUGCUACAAAGGGCACGACAACAACCUUCUACCAGAAGAAAGAGAAGAAAACAACUUUAUUGAGCCCGAGCAGAAGAUCCGGCCUCGGGUUUCCAAACCUGAGACUCCCAGUCUUCCUGUUCCUGCCCCCACCAAGCCCCCCACAGUGGUCCUGCCAAAGAAUGAAGUGGUCAACACACAGCAGAUGUCUCAGCUCGUAACCUGUGACACCAAGCUGCGGGAUCAGUGCAAAGGAACAACAUGCAACAGGUAUGAAUGCCCUGCUGGAUGCUUAGAUGCUACAGGCAAAGUAGUUGGAACAGUUUACUAUGAAAUGCAAUCUAGUGUGUGCCGAGCUGGUCUACACGCAGGAGUCAUUGAUAAUGACGGCGGGUGGAUGGAUGUAACAAGACAAGGGAGGAAGGACAUCUUCAUCAAGUCGAACAAAUAUGAAGUUCAGUCGCUGGGGAAAUACCAGAGUGCUAAUUCAUUCACAGUCUCCAGAGUAGCAGUCAAAGCGAUCACAUGUGAGACCACAGUCGCACAACUGUGUCCAUACCAGCGGCCUGCAAAGCAUUGCCCAAGGUUAUACUGCCCCAGGAACUGUUUGGAAGAGAACCCAAAGAUAUCCAGAGUAAUUGGCACCAGUUUAUACUCUGAUAAAUCGAGUAUUUGUCGGGCAGCGGUUCAUGCCGGGGUCCUUGGAAACAACGCGGGUGGUUACAUCGAUGUGAUGCCGGUGGACAAGCGGAAACUCUACAUGGCCUCUAACCAAAACGGUGUGGUCUCCGAAAGCCUUCAGAAUCCAGUCGGAGGGAAGGCGUUUCGGGUGUUUGCCGUGAUUUGAGUGACCCCACCCGACCCCCUUCUCAUCCCAUUGAGGGCGGCGUGCCCAAACAGAGAGCGCACUCUGGCUUGUGAAUAGUCGCUAAUCAAAGGCAGUGACUGAAACGCUUCUAGCCUUGGCUAAACCGGCGGGCGGUAGAGGUCGUCUCCAUGACAGCCUAAACAAACACUUUACACGCAUAUGAGAAGAAGCUGUCAGGACCCUCCCUCCUAAUGUUUUGCCAGCUUUAGUUAACUGUAAAUAUAUGACAGUAGCUCAUAUUCAUAUGUUUUGUGCAUACUUGUUCAUUGCUCAACACUAAUAAAUAAAAUAUAAUUAUUUCAUGAUUAUAAAGUAUGAAUAUAUAAUAACAAAAUGUAGCUCUUGAUAAAAUAAUCAUCAUUUUAAUACAAUUUAGAAUGGCACUUAAAGCUGCAUAUCAUGUUGACUGUCAGGCACAUUUUUACUUUUAUGUACUUUUUUUUUUUUUUUUAAAGUUUGGGCAACAAUCUAUUUUUAUAUGACCAGGCUUACGAUGUAUCAGAAUGCUGCUAUACUGUAUGUUGUUAUUUACCUAUGUUCGGAUAAUACACACUCCCUGCUGGCAGGAAGUACAGUCAACACUCAGAGUGUUUUAUUCAAAUCUUGUAAAUGUUUGAAGUGGUUUUCUUUCAAUAUUUGUACUCCAAAAAUGUCAUAUCUGUAAUACUGAUCAACACAAAUGGUUAUAUCUUGUGCAUUAUUCAUAUAUGUAUGUAUAUUUAGCUUUUAUCGGUCCCAAUUUAUUUGACUUGUUUGUCAUAUUCAGUAUACAGUAUUUUCCUAUCUCAGGUUAUUAGGAAAAACCCAUUUUGCAAUAAAA
Nerophis lumbriciformis (worm pipefish) is the source of this 2597-nucleotide messenger RNA. RefSeq names its product cysteine-rich secretory protein LCCL domain-containing 1-like. The record is from RefSeq and is a predicted model, not a curated record. Gene Ontology annotation, cellular component: extracellular region. NCBI's taxonomy places the organism in Eukaryota, Metazoa, Chordata, Actinopteri, Syngnathiformes, Syngnathidae.